UAGUGGCGGUUGCAGCGAAGCGAAUGUGGACACACUCGCAGAGGAUGAAUCACUGAGCGGCACAACAGUCUGAUCGCGGACACACGCUUCAAUUUCACACAUCACAUAUCAACAAUUAAGGAUCUCCUUAUUAUUUCCGGGCGGAUAGACGACACUUUUUGCUCCCGUCCGCACCUUUUAUUUCGCCAUCAUCUGCUUCGUCUCCUGCCAGCGAGACGCCUGUCAGGCUCGCACACCGGCGUGUCAACGACAAGCAGGAAAAAGAAAAAAUAUUCAUUUCAUUCGGACACACCUUGUACAGGACUGCCCUGAAACCGUUACAAUCAACAUGGAUGAAGACAAUCACGUUCCUGAGGAUCUCUCCCUGGAGGAGAGGGAUGAGCUGUGCAACAUCCGGCGCAGGAAGCGGGAGCUGCUCGACGACAUCGAGAGGUUGAAGUUUGAGAUCGCCGAGGUCAUGACAGAAAUCGAGCAGUUGACGUGCGUUGGCGAGAGUAAGACAUCCCAGAGAAACAAGCAGAUCGCAAUGGGCAGGAAGAAAUUCAACAUGGACCCUAAAAAGGGCAUCCAGUUCCUGCUGGAGAAUGACCUACUUCAGCACACUCCAGAAGACAUCGCCCAGUUCCUCUAUAAAGGCGAGGGUCUAAACAAGACCGUCAUCGGGGACUACCUUGGCGAACGGGACGACUUCAACAUCAAGGUGCUCCAGGCUUUCGUGGAGCUGCACGAGUUUGCAGACCUCAACCUUGUCCAAGCUCUACGGCAGUUCCUGUGGAGUUUCCGAUUGCCGGGUGAAGCUCAGAAGAUUGACCGCAUGAUGGAAGCUUUUGCUUCGCGCUACUGCCAGUGCAACUCCGGGGUCUUCCAGUCUACAGACACUUGCUACGUGCUGUCGUUCGCCAUCAUCAUGCUAAACACUAGCCUGCAUAACCCCAACGUCAGAGACAAGCCCCCUGUGGAGCGUUUCAUCUCUAUGAACAGAGGCAUCAAUGAGGGCGGAGAUCUUCCAGAGGAACUUCUCAGGAACCUCUACGACAGCAUCAAAAAUGAGCCAUUUAAAAUCCCAGAGGACGACGGGAAUGAUCUGACGCAUACAUUUUUCAACCCCGACAGAGAAGGCUGGCUUUUAAAGCUGGGCGGCAGGGUGAAAACGUGGAAGAGGAGGUGGUUUAUAUUGACAGACAACUGCCUGUAUUACUUUGAAUACACAACUGACAAAGAACCACGUGGGAUUAUUCCCCUGGAGAACCUCAGUAUCCGAGAGGUGGAGGAGCCUAGGAAACCUAACUGUUUCGAGCUUUACAACCCCAACCACAAAGGCCAAGUGAUCAAGGCCUGCAAAACCGAAGCGGACGGACGAGUGGUGGAGGGCAACCAUGUUGUUUACAGGAUAUCGGCCCCCACGCAAGAGGAGAAGGAGGAAUGGAUCAAAUCCAUCAAAGCCAGCAUCAGCAGGGAUCCUUUCUACGACAUGUUGGCCACUAGGAAGAGGAGGAUAGCCAAUAAGAAGUAGCCAAAGAGAACCUCCAGUUGCAUUACUGCCACUGAAAUCUUGUGUAUUACGUGACUUUUCUAAGUGGGGCCUCCUUAAAAAAAAUCCCUCUCACCCGUGGAACAGUUGUAUAUUUAAAUAUAGACACUUUUACAUGUUGAUGGGAACCAGCGAGAGGAAUGAGGAUGGAACCACUUUUUCUGCAGUUCAUGUGCAGAUGGCGUCCUCUGUUGGACUUAUAAAGAACUAUAUUUAAUAGAGCCUUAUAUUAAACUUAUAAGGAACUACAUCUAAUAGCGCCCUCUGGUGGAUUUAUAAAGAACUACAUCUAACAGAGCCCUCUGGUGGGCUUACAGAGAACUACAUCUGCUUGAGCCCUCUGUUGGACAUAAAGAAAUCCAUCUAAUUGAACCUCGGAUAAGCGGAAGAAGAUGGAUGGAUGGAUGGAUGGAUGGAUGGAUGAACUCUCUGUUGGACUUAUAAAGAACUACAUCUAUUAGAGCCCUCUGGUGGGACUUAUGAGGAACUACAGCUAUGAACCCAUAAGAAGCCUCAAUCGAAGUACAGUAAUCAGCUGGUCUGAUUUGUUUAUGCAAAAUGCACCGAUCUACUCCUAAUCUUUUAUGAUAUUGUUGGAAAAUUGGUUAGCAAAUUAGAACUUUUGCACUAUUAUUUGGUAAUGAAGUAGCAAUUCCAAUCAGACACAUUUUAGGAAGAUCCAUCUUUUCCUGAUAAUUAUUUGGCAAUUUAUUUUAACAAAAUCACCAGUUUACAGUCGGCAUGAAAAUGAUGUACAUAGUUCUUUUCUCCCCUUGUUCUUUUACGUAGUUUGUUGAUCCUUUUAUGGACAUUUGACCAUACACUUUCACAACCACAGAGGCACGUAUGCCUCAAAUUACAUAUUGUAUCUGUAAGUUAUUUUUAGCGAUAUAGUAAAAAUACAAAAAUGACGAUUUGACUGCUCGGCACAGUUCUUUGGUUAUUUCAUAAACUUAUGAGAUUUUUCUGAAAAAAAUACAUUCUAAAAUAACUAAACCUAUGAACAGAGAAUUCUGAUCUUGCAUUCAUUAUAAGUGCUUAUUCACCUUGUAUACAAGGUUGUUGAACUACAAUCUCUUGUGUAAAAAAAAAAAAAAAAGGUAAACUUUUUUUAACCUGCUAAAUAGUUCUUUCUUAACCUGUUUUUCAGUGCAGUUUUCACACAAGUCAAAAGACAACAGUCCAAUUUCUGACAUUACCAAAUGUAUUUUAAGGCAUUUACCUUGUACAAUGUAUAAAUGCUGACAUGCUAAAUUAAAGGAAUAACACAAGCGUUCACAAUCCA
Molecule: messenger RNA, 2816 nt
Organism: Nerophis ophidion (straightnose pipefish)
Lineage: Eukaryota; Metazoa; Chordata; Actinopteri; Syngnathiformes; Syngnathidae
Gene: cyth3a
Product: cytohesin 3a
Exons: 13
Coding region: 329-1513 (394 amino acids)
Biological process (GO): regulation of ARF protein signal transduction
Molecular function (GO): guanyl-nucleotide exchange factor activity
Source: RefSeq, a predicted model, not a curated record